CCAAUGGUGCUUGGCUUUGUUUCUGAAAGUUACUAAUUUGCAGUGAACUUUGCAUGUUCUAUUAUGCAAUUCUUAACUUAUGAUUGGUGAGAAGUAAGGAAGGCUGAAUACUACAUAGUGAGGAUAGGUAGGGAUUGGUUUACUAGAAAAAUGACGAAGAUGUCUUGCCAGUCUUGUGAAUGUCAGCCAUCUAAUACUUCAGUGCUCUCUUAGAAGUCGUAAGAUAACUGCAUUUAAUUUAAAAAAUAUAUAUAUUUUAUGUCUUUUUGUAAUUUGUCCAAAAAAUUAUUUGGUCAGUAUGCUGUGCCUAUGUUUAUAUGUACCAGUGCUGGACACUGUGGAAGGAAAAUUCGAAUAUUUUGAAUCGGGACAGCUGCCUGCUGAACUAAAAUCGUUGUUCAAGCUCAGCCUUUUUAUCCCUUCCCACGAGUUAAUAACCUAUCGUCGAUGGAGAAAGAAAAUUCUAAAAGAUGGUGACAAAGACUUAGAUGGCCAACUUGACUUUGAAGAAUUUGUGCAUUAUUUAAAAGAUCACGAGAAGAAACUCCGGUUGGUUUUCAAAAGCUUAGAUAAAAAAAACGAUGGCAAAAUUGAUGCACAAGAGAUCAUGCAGUCAUUACGUGACCUUGGAGUACAUAUUUCUGAACAGCAGGCAGAAAAGAUUCUGAAACGAAUUUGGAGAGGGCACCUUUGGGGCCCUAUUGCUUACAUGGAUAAAAAUGGAACUAUGACAAUUGACUGGAAUGAAUGGCGAGAUUAUCACCUACUGCAUCCAGCGAAUAACAUUCCUGAAAUAAUUCUCUACUGGAAGCACUCCACAAUAUUUGAUGUUGGUGAGAGUUUAACAAUUCCAGAUGAGUUCACGGAGGAGGAGAAGAAAACUGGAAUGUGGUGGCGACAGCUCGUAGCUGGAGGAGCUGCAGGUGCUGUGUCUAGGACGUGCACUGCCCCACUUGACAGGCUCAAGGUGCUAAUGCAGGUUCACGCAUCCAAAUCCAACCAAAUGGGCAUUGCGGGAGGAUUUCGCCGCAUGAUUAAAGAAGGAGGAUUCCGGUCUCUGUGGCGAGGAAAUGGAAUCAAUGCAAUUAAAAUCGCUCCUGAGUCUGCUCUCAAGUUUAUGGCAUAUGAACAGAUAAAGAGAAUAAUUGGCAGUAACCAACAAACUUUGGGAAUUCAGGAGAGAUUGAUUGCAGGAUCUCUAGCAGGAGUAAUUGCUCAGAGCACAAUCUAUCCAAUGGAGGUAUUAAAGACAAGACUGGCAUUGCGUAAAACUGGACAAUAUUCAGGAAUGCUUCACUGUGCAAAGCAUAUUUUUAAGAAGGAGGGAAUUACUGCAUUCUACAAAGGCUAUGUUCCUAACAUGUUGGGCAUCAUCCCUUAUGCUGGAAUAGACUUGGCUAUAUAUGAGACAUUGAAGAAUUCAUGGCUGCAGCGCUGUGCCACUGACAGUGCUGAUCCUGGGGUCUUCGUUCUCUUGGCUUGCGGCACUGUUUCAAGCACAUGUGGGCAGUUAGCCAGUUACCCUUUGGCACUUGUCAGGACACGAAUGCAGGCUCAAGCUACCACUGAAGGAGCAACUCAACACACAAUGCUUGGACUAUUCAGACACAUUCUGAGCACAGAAGGAGCAUUUGGACUAUACAGAGGCUUAGCUCCAAAUUUCAUGAAAGUUAUUCCUGCUGUGAGCAUUAGCUAUGUGGUGUAUGAAAACUUGAAAAUGACACUCGGAGUCACAUCGCGAUGAUGAGACUUGGAAAACAUGCUUGAAGUCAUUUGAUCUUGGGUGAUCAUCCUGGGAUUUACCAUCUCAUUCUGUGAAUGUCAUAAAACACUAGUGAAAUAACAGCGUACUAGGGAAGAGGCUGAAAAGGACUAUUCCCCAAUAUUUAUUUUCUGAUUAGCAUUUUAUUUUUAUCAGCUGUAAAAUGCUACCUGAAUCCCUCUUGGAGAUUCUUUGUACAGAGUUGGCGUCACUUUGGCUCAUUUGUAGUACUGUGACAUGUUCACAAGUCAUUGGACCACCUUGAUAAUUGCAUCAAAUGUUUGCAGAAACCCUGCUACAAAUUGCUAUUGUUAGUAAUAGAGGGUGUAUGCUUGCAGACCAUAUCUGCUAUUCUGACUUGGAUAACAUACAAAGGAACAUCAUAGGAAUACUUUCAAGUAUUCAUACAUUAAUAUAAUUAUUUAUCAUGUUUAAAGCCUGUGGUGAUGGACUUGAGAAACCAGAUCAGACUUUUUGCUAAAUGUAUUUGGAUCAGUAGAGAUGGAAUUCCCACAGUCAUCAGAUGUAGCAUGGCCUUUGCUUCUGAUUUGGUGUAAUGUUACAACUGGAAAGCUCAGAAGGAUUUUUGUUUGCGUGGUUCUUUAAACUAAAACAAUUGUUCUUUUGUCAAACUUGUGGAUUUCCUCAGUUUCUUGACCAGUUUAAUUAAUUUUGUUAUAGCCUGGUUUUUAUCAUAUAGUGCUGGUGUAAACUGGAUAUUUAUAUUAUUUAUUGUUUACAAGUUUUCAUAAGGCUCAUAAUUUGUCAUAGUGGAGGCUUAUCUUUUAGAUCUUCCACUGAAAUGUUAGGCCUGUACAUGAAUCUUGUCAUUUACCAUGCAGAGGUUUCAACCCAGAGAUGACUGUUGGUGUUUGAAAUUUCCUUCCGCUUUGCAGCUAAUUCGCUGCAACUUAUAUAUUAAAAAAAAGCUUUAAUGAUCAUACAUUUGGUAAGGGGUAAAUUAUUUAUUUUUGUACACAUUGAGGUUAAGCAGAUAUUUAUUAAUAAAUGUGAUCUAAAUGAGGACAGAUUGUGUGUUGCUGAUAUUUGCACAACCUGUAAAUUAGCUGUUCAUUUUGUGUGGAUUUUAAGAUUCUUCCAGCCCCUUUUUGAUGUAUUGUUAAUGCUUAACCUUUAUUUCAAUGUUUAGAUUUUUUGUAUUUUCCUCUUUGGAUGAUUAGAAAAAGGAAUGGAAGGGAUAAAUCCGAAUGUGCUACACAGUCCAGCUUACCCCUACAAUACACAAUUCUUGCCAGCAUAGCAGAAUUCUGCUAUACACCUUUAAAGGUGUAUUAAAUUGUUGAAAAGUCAUACAUUACAAAGCGCUAAAUUCUAAUCUGAAGCGUUUUCACAAAGAUGAGCCAUUCAAUUUUAAGUCAUUACAAUGAUUUAAAAUGAAGACAUGUUAAUAUUCUGAAUAUUUAUGAAGAAACUCCCAAGCCAUCAAGCAUUUCUAGCUUGUGCAAAGCAUGUAAAGGAAACAAUUAUGUAUAUUUGGUGUAUAGUAGAAAGCCCAUGCUGUAUGUUUCCAUGGGCUAUGCUUGCCUGCAAUACACAAACCUCAGAGUUUAAAACCUUCAAAAGAGAGCAUGAAAUUCUUGUGUUGUAUAUGUGUAGGACCAAUCAACUACAGUAAGCUUUGACUAGUAAAGGCUAUUUUAAAGAGAAGAGGGACAAUGGGAAAGUCAUGAAGGAUAUUGCAAACUUGCAGUACAGGCAUAGAGCCUAUAACUUUGGUUUACAAUUAUCAUGGUCAUGUGGAUCUGUAGUACUUUGGGACCAGAUAAAUUAUCAGUCUAAAAUGCAGGUUUUAGCAGGUCACCUGGGGCCCUGAUCUGAUCCUUGUGUAUUUGAACGUGCUACAUCAUGUAGUGUGAUUCAGCUACAGCAAAGAUCUCUGGCUCAAACGGUAACCUUUUGUUUAAGCAACAACAUUACAGCAAUUUGAAAAGUUUAUUGCUGAUUUAUUUUUAAAAAGCCAGUUUCCAUUUUUGUGAGCUCAGAACUCUAACUUGCUCCAGCUGGUUAUACAACCUUUUGCAGGUUGUCAUUAGUUUGCAAUUACAAUCAGUCUUACUCCUGUACCACAUUUGGCUGUCACGUGCUGCAAGCUGAGUUAUAAGGGAUUUUCCUCUGCUCCUAAUUUAUCUAUUUAUUUUGAAGAUUUGUGAAAAACGAGUAGCUUUAUUUGUAACUGUGUAAUCACUAAAUUUAGUCAAUGGAUUUAGAGCAUACAUUGUGCUCUGCCUUGUUCAAGUUUCUGAUCUAGAUAUUUGCACAAAUGUUUACAGGGGCAUUAAAUGCAGUGCUCUGUGGGAUGAGCAGGAUGUUCAUUCCAUUGAUUUGUAUGAAAACCUUGCUUAUUUCUUGUGAUGUCUUGCAUUCGGGUUAUGGAUUUUAUGUGGGAACCUGUGAGGCAAUCUUUCUAAUUGGACACAAAUUUGGAAUCUGCACUGUUAAUAUUUUUAUGGGGGUAAGUAUGGACAGGUGACAUGAAGUGUGGGAGUGAAGUGGUUUAUUGUUGCACAUGGUUGAGUUCCUUCUCAAGCAUGUUGUUGGAGUUAAUACAAUGGUGUUUUGCUGGGACCAUAGGGUGUUUCACAUUGAAGGCUUAUUUUCACUCUGUGAAUUUGUUGAUCAUGUGAGUACAGUUUUUUUUAUUGUACAAAUAUUAUAUUAAUAAAAACAGAUCAAUGGAGGUAGAUUGAGAAUACGAGAGUUCUGCCCCGACCUGUAAACUGUGACUUUUGGUCUGUUUUCAAAGCCUUACUGGCAUUAAAGUGCCUCCACAGAUCCUGAUGUGUAUAUGCUGACCCUGUUUCGGAGCUUUGCUGUAAGUCCCCUCCUUUUGGGACAGUGUCUCUAGAGAACAGAUACAAGUGUCACAUAAUGCUGCUGUUCAGCUCCAUCAUACUUCAUAUCUGAAUUAAAGUCAUUUUAGAACUUCACAAUAGAACCCAAGUUGCUGAUUUGCCCAAGCAGCCUGUUAUUCGUAUCUUAAAUUAUGAAUGCAAGUUGAGCAGAACCAAUGCAACCAAGGUUCUGUAUUUGGUGUUCCUGUUGUGUUGCAGAGCAAAAAUUAGUUUUAACCCAAUGGAUUUAUGUUCAAAUAAAAAAUCUACUAAUAAAGUUUAUUUCUAUGUGAAUAAA
Messenger RNA from Leucoraja erinaceus (little skate), 4912 nucleotides. RefSeq names its product solute carrier family 25 member 25b (gene slc25a25b). Gene Ontology annotation, cellular component: mitochondrial inner membrane. Lineage: Eukaryota; Metazoa; Chordata; Chondrichthyes; Rajiformes; Rajidae. The coding region runs from base 299 to 1744 and encodes 481 amino acids. The record is from RefSeq and is a predicted model, not a curated record. Gene Ontology annotation, biological process: transmembrane transport. Gene Ontology annotation, molecular function: ATP transmembrane transporter activity; calcium ion binding. The transcript has 11 exons.